Molecule: messenger RNA, 807 nt
Organism: Debaryomyces fabryi
Lineage: Eukaryota; Fungi; Ascomycota; Pichiomycetes; Serinales; Debaryomycetaceae
Exons: 1
Coding region: 1-807 (268 amino acids)
Source: RefSeq, a predicted model, not a curated record
AUGAACAUAUUCAAUGUUGAAGAUUCACUUGAAGAAUUCGAUAUUCAGUAUAUGAAGGCAUACAAUCAGGUGUUGAAUAAGUAUCACGAUUGUACCAAUAGUGCCAGAAAGCUGAGGUCAAAGUCACUUUCCAGCAAUAAGAAGGAGAUCGCAUCUCCUUUGCUUGAUAAGCAUACGAACAGAUUUGAUGGGGGCCGGGCUGGCACCUUUGAGUUCCUUAAAAAUUCUCUGCAAAGCAUAUCACCUACUAGUAGAGUGACGUCUAAACCAUUUGGUAAAAUAUCGAAGAUGAGACCCCCAUUGAAGCCAUCAGUCACUAUCGAAUCGAUUGAUACGAUAUCGCAAUCGAUGAAGCCUAAGCAUCUUUCUUCCCCUACCUCACCAAAAUUCCGUGAAAGCAAGUGCACUUCAGGGGUAGCAUCAUUCAACAGUUAUGUUGGUAACCCUUUCUACAAACCUUCCAACACCCGGGGAAUAAAAUCAAUGCCGUCUAUUCCUACGUUCUCUUCAUUUAAUUUUAGCUUGGAUAAUACAUCUCAAUCGAGCAAUUUUCAAGAUGUUCCAAGUAUAUGUCACAAGAAGCGUAAAGUUUCUACUGAGUCAGAUAUGCAACUUCUGGUUGACGAGGAUGAUCAUCCGGACCCUUCCAGUUCUGAUGCAUCCUUAUCGUCGUUUGAUUCCAUUUUAUCGUUGAAUGAUGACCAGUUUAACAACUUUAACUUUGACUAUUUCAUGUCACAGGAAAAUUCAGAUAUGUUUAGCAUCGAUGAUAAGCUAAUUUUUAAGGACUAUUAUCCAUUUGAAUAA